Penicillium salamii is the source of this 1299-nucleotide messenger RNA. The record is from the annotation of a GenBank genome assembly. NCBI's taxonomy places the organism in Eukaryota, Fungi, Ascomycota, Eurotiomycetes, Eurotiales, Aspergillaceae.
AUGGAUCCCCAGCCUGUAUCCACCGAGGAUGGCUCGCAAGCCAGCCAAAUGCGUCAACCAAAGAAAAGAUUCGUUGGCCGAAGAACGGCAGAUGCACAAGCCCAGAAGGAUUCGACCGGACAGAAAGACGUAGAGUCCACCGCGGUUCAAACAGCCGCGCCCCGGAGAACCCCUCGCACCCUCAACCAAGUCCCACCAGAGAUCCUGAACGAUCCCGAAAUCAAAGAAGCCAUUGAGCUCCUUCCCAGCAACUACUCAUUCGAGAUCCCGAAGACCAUCCACCGAGUUCGCACAUCAGGAGCUAAGCGUGUAGCCCUUCAAUUCCCCGAGGGUCUCCUCAUCUUCGCCACCACCAUAUCAGACAUCCUCACACAAUUUUGUCCGGGUAUCGAAACCCUUAUCAUGGGCGAUGUCACCUACGGCGCAUGCUGUAUCGACGACUACACAGCCCGUGCCCUAGGCUGCGAUCUCCUAGUCCACUACGCACACAGCUGCCUGAUCCCCGUUGACGUAACGAAGAUCAAAACACUAUACAUCUUCGUCGACAUAAGCAUCGACACAACGCACCUCCUUGCAACACUAGAGCGAAACUUCAAACCAGGCCAAUCAAUCGCAACAGUCGGCACAAUCCAAUUCAAUGCUACUCUGCAUGGCCUGAAACCCGUUCUCGAACGCGCAGGCUUCCGCGUCAUCAUCCCCCAGAUCACCCCGCUCUCCAAAGGCGAGAUCUUGGGCUGCACUUCGCCUCAGCUGUCGGAUACCGAAAUCGACGCAAUCCUCUACCUCGGUGACGGUCGUUUCCACCUCGAGUCUGCUAUGAUUCACAAUCCUUCUAUCCCGGCUUAUAGGUAUGAUCCAUACUCGCGCACACUCACACGCGAAAGCUACGAACACGAGGAAAUGCACACGAUUCGCCGGGACGCUAUCGCUACUGCCAAGUCGGCGCGGAAGUGGGGUAUUAUUCUUGGAUCACUGGGUCGACAGGGUAAUCCGCAUACGAUGGCAAUGAUCGAGAAACACCUGCGUGAGCGUGGGAUUCCGGUUGUCAACUUGCUUCUUAGUGAGAUUUUCCCAGGGAAGCUUGCUUCCAUGGCGGAUGUGGAGUGCUGGGUGCAGAUUGCUUGUCCGCGACUGAGUAUUGAUUGGGGGUAUGCGUUUUCUCGGCCUUUGCUGACACCUUAUGAGGCGCUGGUUGCGCUGGGUGUGAAGGAGAAUUGGGAUACGGGGAACAAAGGUGUUUAUCCGAUGGAUUUCUAUGCCAAGGAAGGACUUGGUCGGACAAAGCCACAGACUGCAUAG